AUGGGCCGAGCAUUUUCGAGGUGUCCUCAACCGCCCUUCCGUCAUCUCCGACGCCGCCAUCGAGCGUUUGCCGCAAGUGGAGACCAACGCGACCUCGAACUCCCGCCAUCUCUCCAGGAAACCAUCAGGGCCGUGCAGCAGCUCUCCAGCGGGAAAGCAUACGGAUCGGACGCAAUCCCUGCUGAGGUCUACAAGCACGGAGGUCCCCAACUCAUGGAUCACCUGACUGCGCUCUUCCAGGAGAUGUGGCGUCAAGGUGAAGUCCCGCAAGAUUUCAAGGACGCAACUAUCGUGCACCUAUACAAGCGAAAAGGGAAUCGCCAAGUCUGCGACAACCACCGCGGCAUCUCCCUACUGAACAUCGCCGGGAAGAUCUUCGCUCGCAUCCUGCUCAACCGCCUCAACAACCAUCUGGAACAGGGCCUUCUGCCGGAAAGCCAAUGCGGCUUCCGUCGUCAUCGUGGGACCACGGAUAUGAUCUUCGCAGCCCGCCAACUUCAGGAGAAGUGCCAGGAGAUGCGGACCCACUUAUACUCUACCUUCGUGGACCUGACGAAGGCCUUCGACACGGUGAAUCGUGAAGGACUGUAG
Messenger RNA from Spirometra erinaceieuropaei, 591 nucleotides. NCBI's taxonomy places the organism in Eukaryota, Metazoa, Platyhelminthes, Cestoda, Diphyllobothriidea, Diphyllobothriidae. The record is from the annotation of a GenBank genome assembly.